This is a messenger RNA of Aedes aegypti (yellow fever mosquito), 2016 nucleotides long. RefSeq lists its product as uncharacterized. The transcript is spliced from 4 exons. The record is from RefSeq and is a predicted model, not a curated record. Bases 869 to 1789 code for a protein of 306 amino acids. NCBI's taxonomy places the organism in Eukaryota, Metazoa, Arthropoda, Insecta, Diptera, Culicidae.
CUUUCUCCUGCCCAUUCUCAACCCAGACCUUGACCGAGCAGCAGUAGCAGCAACAGAACGUCUUUGCAAUAAUCUCCGGCUUGAGAGCAAAAUCCAGGAAAAACUUCGCGCCGACUUGACGAGCGUUCGUUCUGUGCAGCGCGAGUUCGUCGCUUACUUCGAGUGCGUUGAAGUCUCUCGUCAGUGAAUCGCUUAGAGUGGAGGCACGUGGCUUUUCGACCGUUGCCGGUGCGAAAUCGUGUACCAUUUGUGACUGGUAGAACAAGGUACAUUACCCGAGCUUAGAACAAAAGUAAAUCAAGUGCAAAGUGAGCGUAUCGGAUCAAGUUGAUGGCAAGUGAAAAGAAUGUGCGGUGAAGAGAGCUACCUGUUUAUUCCGCUUAAUUUUGCGUGACUAGCAUAAACUCUGCGGUGAAGACUCUAUUUGGUGAGAUCCAGUAAAGGAAGAACAGUACAGUAACUUUACCUAGGUGCAACAGUUGAGGCUACAAAAAAAAAGUAAUCCAUUCAGUGUUGAACUCAAUCGCCGUAGCGGAUUGACCGCAUCGUAGAACUAGCAGAAGCAGAAGCAGCAGCACAAAUCGAAGAAGGAAAUUAGAUUAGAGCUGGCUUAUUGGCCUGUUGUGCGCGUGGGCAAACAGUUGAGUUGUAGAAGCAACAAUAAGAGAGUUCGAUCGUAAAAAAAUAGCAUCCCACAUAAAAAAGAAGGUGUAAUACAUUAUAGUUGCAGCAGUGCGGAAAACAGGAUAAACACCUGCGAUCAGAUCAGUAAACGGCGUGCUGGAACUGGUGGACAGUUGUGCGGAACGAAGACAAUUACGAUUUGUGGUUUUUUUUUAUCGAGAUCUGCAGAACACGGUAAAGUGUGAUGGAACGAUUGGAUUCGAGCAGCAGAAGCGUAGGGAAAAUGGUAAUUUUCCUGGUGCCGACUUUAAUCUUGGUGCUGCUGGAUGCUGGGAGCAUAGCGCAAGCCGCUUCGACGAAAUUGAAUAAAUUGGACAAAAAAGAUGCCGGCGGUGGUGGGAGGCCCUCUCUGACCACCUACGAUCAGCGGCAAACCGGCAAGUACAACAUCCAUGUCAACAUCAAAGAUGUGAAAAUCAUCUCCGUCGAUGGCGAGAAGUUCGAGGGAGAAUUUGGGGAUGACACAAUUUACGACUACGGAGACUACGAUUACGAUCCAGCCCAUUUGACCGUUAGCCCACUUCCGAUUUUCGGCGGUCCCACGACCUCGAAACCUCCAAAGUCCACUACCAAAACGCCGGUCUCGAUAACCUCCACGAGGCGAACGACAACUACUACUACAGGAGCCCCCGCGGAAGAGCCCCCGAAGAGACCGGUCAGCAGUAAUGACCCAAUUAAAAUCGAUGCCAGCCCCAUUAAAGAUGAUAACCCCUCUCAUAUCAUGUCGGCACCGGGAACCACCACGCCACCGUCCAGCAAUAUCUACAUCUUCAAACCCACCCCCAAUUACCACCCGAGCCCGGUCCAUUACGAUUACCAGGAAAUUCCAGUCGAGGUCAUCGUCGAACCAGUUCUCAAGCCGAAGUACCGAAAUUCCAACUCCCGCAUCAUGGCCAAUAGGCGCAAUCGCAACCGUAAAAAUCCCGUGGGAGGCGCCGGCAUGGAUAUGGCUCGUCACGGCCACUCGGACAUCGAGGCGCUUCCAAGCGAACCUGUGAGCAAUGCGCAACCCCUUGCGGCUACGCCCUGCGCCAGGGGAGAAUUCCGAGACAAGUCCGGUAAAUGUCGCGUGCGGAGAUCUGGAAUACAGAUACAGGCUACUUAGGCUUCUCGCAGCGUUCAAAGAGAAGAAUGACUGAUCGUGCUGACGACAAUGGACUGCUAUACCGUAAUGGCGAUUGUAGAUUGAUUGAUUAAUUGAAUCUACAUGAAAAUCCCUGCCCCCUUUAAUCAUCGACUACUAGUAAUAACGAAUUGCAUUUUCUUAAGGUUAGCUAUACAGCGGAUAAGUGUAAGGCGAACGAGAGAAACAGUUGAUAAUAUUUAUUAAAA